Messenger RNA from Soboliphyme baturini, 229 nucleotides. Lineage: Eukaryota; Metazoa; Nematoda; Enoplea; Dioctophymatida; Soboliphymatidae. The record is from the annotation of a GenBank genome assembly.
AUGCAAGCUAAAAUUUGUGGCGUUCAACAAUGUUUUCAGCAAUAUAGGCUAUGUUAUGGCGGGGAUUUUGGCGACGAUUCUUGUUCUCAGGUACAUUUUAUCAUUCAUAAUAUAUCUUGGUUACUUCCGAUCAUAUUCGUUAAUAUGCCUAAUUGUUAUUAUUAAUUAUAACUGGUUAGGGAACUUUCCGCGGGGACUAUAUGCCUUAAUUCUGCAUAACCAUUCUUGA